AUGGGGGAUUCUUCUUACGGCACGCGUGAAUUGCCCACAUCCAAUGCCUUCCCAGAAUCUCCUAUUCCUUCAGAGGUUGGGAAACCACCUAGGCGGGCCAAACGACCAAAGGAAAAACCUUGUGCUGCUGCUGUUUCUACUGCUUUCACCAUUCAGAAAGGGUGUGUUCACCCUCCUUGUGGUGUUGCUGUCUCUGCCGCUCCCACCACUAAGAAAGGGUGUAUUCACCCUCCUUGUGGUGCUGCUGUUUCUGUUGCUUCCACCACUAAGAAAGGGUGUAUUCACCCUCCUUGUGGUGCUGCUGUUUCUGCUGCUUCCACCACUAAGAAAGGGUGUAUUCACCCUCCAUGUGACACUACUGCCUCUGCUGUUACCACCACUAAGAAAGGGUGUAUUCACCCUCCUUGUGGUGCUGCUGCCUCUGCUGUUACCACCGCUGAGAAAGGGUGUAUUCACCCUCCUUGCGGUACCGUUGUCUCCCCUGCUGCUACUCUUAAAAAUGAUAAUAAUUAA
This is a messenger RNA of Lathyrus oleraceus (garden pea), 513 nucleotides long. RefSeq lists its product as uncharacterized. The transcript has 2 exons. NCBI's taxonomy places the organism in Eukaryota, Viridiplantae, Streptophyta, Magnoliopsida, Fabales, Fabaceae. Bases 1 to 513 code for a protein of 170 amino acids. The record is from RefSeq and is a predicted model, not a curated record.